UAGUACUAAGAAUACGAAAAGGGCCUGUAAUCAUCCCACCUGCCCAUUUUCAAACUUCUUGUCCCAGAAGUCCCUUAUAUAGGUCGUUACCGUAUACUCCAAUCUUCAUUUUCUUUGAGACGCUUUAGAGACGUUCUAUUGAUAUAAAAACCAUUUGAAUUUGGGCAUCGACCAUGCAAGUUUCUCUGAUCCGCCUGCAAUGCGGGGUGAAUAGCUACGACUGGGGCAAGGUGGGCCAGGAAUCUGCGGCCGCCAGGUUUGCCUCCGCAACUCCCUCAGAUGACUUCUCCAUUGAGUCUGAGAAGCCCUACGCAGAGCUAUGGAUGGGAACACACACUUCACUUCCGUCGCGGGAUCUCGAGACCAAGCGAACACUUCUGGACCUUGUGCAAGACAACCAGGCCUUGAUGUCACAAGAUAUCAGCAAGCGAUUUGGCCCCAAACUCCCAUUUCUUUUUAAGGUCCUGUCAAUUCGAAAAGCUCUUAGUAUUCAGGCGCACCCGAACAAGUCACUGGCAGAACAAUUACACAAACAAGAUCCAAAGAACUACCCGGAUGACAAUCACAAGCCGGAAAUGACCAUUGCCAUCACAAAAUUUGACGGACUUUGCGGCUUUCGCCCGCUUGCCGAGAUCUCCCAUUUCUUAGCCACUGUGCCUCCGCUCCGACGGCUCGUGGGAGAAUCGAACGCGAAACAAUUUGAGGCGACUAUUCAGGGACGUGAAACCUCGGAAUCGGAGUCGGAUAAAGCAGAGAACAAGCAGGCUCUCAGAGAGGCUUUUGCAGCGCUCCUAAAAUCCGACCAGGAUUCAAUUGAGUCUGCAGCGAAGGAGCUUAUCAGCUCCGCAGAGAAGGACGGAAACAAUUUCGCGGGUGACGGUGGACCAUCAAACGAUGGCCAGGAGCUUGCAGAUCUCGUUAUUCGGCUCAACGGCCAAUUUCCGGGCGAUAUUGGUCUCUUCGUUCUGUUCUUCCUCAAUUACAUCAAGAUGGCACCUGGAGAAGCCAUGUUCCUCAAGGCCGACGACAUCCACGCCUAUUUGAGCGGAGAUAUCAUCGAAUGCAUGGCUUCGUCGGACAAUGUCAUCCGUGCUGGCUUUACACCAAAGUUCAAGGACGUUGACACUCUUGUCUCUACUCUCACCUACUCAUAUGCUCCAAUUUCUGAGCAGAAGAUGCAUCCUGUUGACUAUCCAUACGUCACGCUCUCUGCGGCCGCCUACUCAUCGAAUUCAUCAUCCAUACUUUAUGACCCACCGAUUGAUGAGUUCAGUGUCGUCAAGACAGAGCUUAAUAAGGCCAAUGCAAAGGCCACUUUUGAGCCUAUCGCAGGUCCUAGUAUUUUCAUCUGUACGGGCGGAGAAGGAAAAAUCAGAGUUGGGCCCAAAGUGGAAGAAGUCAAGCCAGGUUAUGUCUUCUUCGUGGGCGCAACAGCGGAGUGUGUCUUGGAAAGCACGUCGGAAGUUCCAUUUACGACGUUUAAAGCUUUUUGUGAUCUCGGUGGAAAGGAAGACGCUGAUCGCGGACGUCUAUAAUCUUGACAAUUUCGUAAUGGAAAUGGUCUCGGAGACUGUUUAAUUCCCAGAUGGAAAUGGACUGCAUGUUUGCUUUCUCGACAUGGGACAAUGCAUAGCUAUGAUAUACGAGUUUUCUUUGUAUGGAAUAGAUACCAUACCAAAAUUUUUCUGUUUUGAUUAAAUGAUACAAUCUUUAUACAUAAUAAUAUGGCG
Xylona heveae TC161 is the source of this 1730-nucleotide messenger RNA. Its product is annotated as mannose-6-phosphate isomerase. Gene Ontology annotation, molecular function: mannose-6-phosphate isomerase activity; zinc ion binding. The record is from RefSeq and is a predicted model, not a curated record. The transcript has 6 exons. Gene Ontology annotation, biological process: GDP-mannose biosynthetic process; carbohydrate metabolic process. Bases 174 to 1535 code for a protein of 453 amino acids. NCBI's taxonomy places the organism in Eukaryota, Fungi, Ascomycota, Xylonomycetes, Xylonales, Xylonaceae. Gene Ontology annotation, cellular component: cytosol.